This is a messenger RNA of Acyrthosiphon pisum (pea aphid), 1057 nucleotides long. RefSeq lists its product as uncharacterized. The record is from RefSeq and is a predicted model, not a curated record. Lineage: Eukaryota; Metazoa; Arthropoda; Insecta; Hemiptera; Aphididae. The transcript has 4 exons. Bases 158 to 808 code for a protein of 216 amino acids.
GAUUUUUCGGUUUUCCUUUUUGUUUUUUUUGUUACUUGACACUUGUUAGUUGUUAGUACCUAUUUUUUUAUUACCAAGUUCAAAGUCACGAAGUUACGAGUUACGACCGAAAGUUGUAGUUGUAGUUGUUGAAUAACCAAACUUCUGAAGUAUCAGAAUGGAUAAUAAGGCUGCACACCAACCAAUGGUCACUAACGAACCUCAAAAUGAAGUUCAAGCUUCCAACAUUCACCCAUUGUCUGAUCACAUGAAUAUAAGUGUAGCGUUUAAGGAAAUAGUAUCCAAGGAUCCACCUAGGUAUACAAAAUUUCUUGAAGCUAUCAAUAAGACAUUUGAAGAAAUUAGCGAUUGCAUUGGUCCAGAAGAGUUUAAAAACAUAAUGGGCGAUAUAUCAUUUUUAAAAAGUAAAAGGAAUGUAACAAAUUUGCUGUCUACAUUAAAAACGCAGAUCAGGAAUCUGAUGAGCAAGCAUUUUGAACAAAUUAUUGAGGAAGAAAAUCUGUCUGAACUAUUUACCAAAAAAAAUGCAUUAAAUGAAGAAGAAGCAAAAAAAUAUUACAUUAAUAAUGAAUCCAUGGAAAUCAUAGAAUUAGAAGAGACUAUACGUAAUCUUGAUGUACAAAUUUCUGAUUUGGAAGAAACUAAUGAAGUUUUGUUCAAUCAAGGAAAGUUCAAUAAACAGCGGUUUGAUCAAGUAUCGGAGAGGAUAACAAUGUUAAUAGAAGAAUGUGAAACUAAAUACGAUAACAUUUUACAACAAAUAGACUUAAUAAGAAAAGAUUUCACCAACAUACUGAAAGAUCCUUGAACAUUGGAUUGAAUUUAUUUUUAAUUUAUGAGUAACACUAACCAUUAAGAAAUGUCAAUUAUACUUUUAUAUUUAAUACUUUCGUUUAUUGUGAUUAAAAUAUAGGUGGUUAGAAUAAGGCGUUUACUACAAGAUCUAAAAUAACUACUGUAAUGGGUUAGAUGAUAUCUAGAGCCUAUAAUUUAUCUCCGACCCUAGCGUUACAUACGUGUACCAGUCUUGUGAUGUUAGCCUUUACAUUAGUGUGAA